Molecule: messenger RNA, 957 nt
Organism: Striga hermonthica
Lineage: Eukaryota; Viridiplantae; Streptophyta; Magnoliopsida; Lamiales; Orobanchaceae
Source: the annotation of a GenBank genome assembly
AUGUUUUUCGACGGGUAUGGAUAUCAUGGAACAUCGUUCGAGCAAACAUACCGGUGUUACCCUGCUUCUUUCAUAGACAAGGCACAGAUAGAAAAUGGUGACAAAGUUAUCAUGCCUCCUUCAGCUCUAGAUCGUCUUGCAUCACUUCAUAUUGACUACCCUAUGUUGUUUGAGCUCCAAAAUACUGCUGCCGAGCGUGUUUCCCAUUGUGGGGUUCUUGAGUUCAUUGCUGAAGAAGGCAUGAUAUAUAUGCCUUAUUGGAUGAUGGAGAAUCUACUCUUACAAGAAGGAGACUUUGUGCGAGUGAAAAAUGUUACCCUCCCAAAGGGCACGUACGUUAAAUUGCAGCCACACACUAUGGAUUUCUUGGAUAUUUCCAAUCCGAAAGCUAUCUUGGAGACAACGUUGAGGAACUUUUCUUGCUUAACCACAGGUGAUAGCAUCAUGGUGGCUUAUAAUAAUAAAAAAUAUUACAUAGACAUAGUCGAGGCGAAGCCUUCCAAUGCGAUAAGUAUUAUUGAAACCGAUUGCGAAGUGGACUUUGCUCCUCCUCUUGAUUACAAGGAACCGGAAAAACCUACCCUACCUUCUGCAACAGGCAAAGCACCAGUUCAAGAACCUUCAGAAGAGACUGAACCUAAAUUUAAUCCGUUCACUGGUUCGGGGAGGCGUUUGGAUGGAAAACCUUUGAAAACACAGCCUCCACCACUUAAUUCAUCUUCACCCAAAAGCAAAGGCAUUAAUGCAUCCAGUGGAGGAUCAGCCGCAGGCUCGAGUUCUGGCUCACAAAGCGGCACCAAUCGGCAGUCUCAAGGAAAACUAGUCUUUGGUUCAAAUGCCAACCGCCCUAAGGAAACACAAAAGGAGACUGCAAAAGAGGCGAAGCCAGAGCCUCCGAAGAGUGAGGAGCCGAAAUUUCAGGCUUUUACGGGAAAGAAAUACUCUUUGAAGGGUUGA